Molecule: messenger RNA, 1565 nt
Organism: Drosophila guanche
Lineage: Eukaryota; Metazoa; Arthropoda; Insecta; Diptera; Drosophilidae
Gene: Arpc1
Product: actin-related protein 2/3 complex subunit 1A-B
Exons: 2
Coding region: 262-1401 (379 amino acids)
Biological process (GO): Arp2/3 complex-mediated actin nucleation
Cellular component (GO): Arp2/3 protein complex; actin cytoskeleton
Molecular function (GO): actin filament binding
Source: RefSeq, a predicted model, not a curated record
UUAUCACUAAAUCCACUGCUUUGCAUUUUGGAAAAGGUUUUUCACGUUUGUGUUUAUUUCGGCAGGAAAUUUGCAGUUCUCCUUCUUUCCGAGGCUAGCUUAAUCGUGUAGACGGCCCAGAGUCCGCGAUUAAAACUAGUAAUAGUGCCCAACACAGAAAAACAACGCCCACUUCGGUUCCGUUUCCUAACUCGGUCAUCAAACUCCGGCGAAUCAAAACUACGUGUGUGGUUGGAACUUGCGUGCAUUUAUUCCUGAACAAUGGCCGAGACAUUCACCUUUGGCACCUCCCUGGCCUCAAUAACCUGCCACGCCUGGAACAAGGACCGGACGCAGAUUGCCUUAUCGCCCAACAACCAUGAGAUUCAUAUAUACAGCCGCGAUGGCAACGACUGGAAAUUGGCCGACGUACUAAACCAGCACGAUUUGCGUGUGAUGGGCAUUGAUUGGGCCAAGAACACCAAUCGCAUAGUGAGCUGUGCAGCCGACCGGAAUGCCUAUGUGUGGACCCAGGGCGAGGAUGAAAAGUGGAAGCCCACUUUGGUGCUGCUACGCAUUAACCGCGCAGCCACAUGCGUCAAGUGGUCGCCGGCGGAGAACAAGUUCGCCGUUGGCUCUGGGGCUCGCCUCAUUUCGGUCUGCUACUUCGAGUCGGAGAACAAUUGGUGGGUGUCCAAGCACAUCAAGAAACCGAUUCGAUCCACUGUCACCUCUCUCGACUGGCAUCCGAACAACGUACUGCUGGUGGCUGGCUCCACGGACUACAAGGUGCGAGUAUUCUCGGCGUUUAUUAAGGAUGUCGAGGAGCCGCCGUCACCCACGCCCUGGGGCAACCGCAAGCCCCUGGGCCAGCUGAUGGCCGAGUUCAAGAACUCUCAGACCUCCGGUGGCGGCUGGAUCAACAACGUGAGCUUCUCUAGUGACGGCAACAAGGUCUGCUGGGUGGGACACGACAGCUGUGUGAGCAUUGCCGAUGCCACCAACGGCAACGCCAUCACACGCUGCCGCACCGGCUACCUACCCUUCCUCUCCUGCGAGUGGGUCUCGCCCACAACCGUCGUUGUGGCUGGCUAUAGCUGUGUGCCCCUCCUCUACAGCCUGACGGCGGACAACAAGCUGGUGCUGAGCGGCAAGCUGGACAAGUCGCAAAAGCGCGAGUCCAGCGGCAUUUCGGCCAUGCGCAUCUUCCAGUCGAUGGACCGCAACAUGCGCACAGAGAACACGGACACUGUGGUGGACUCCAUCCAUCAGAAUGCCAUCACAAGUGUGCGCAUCUAUGCUGGGGACAAGGCCAGCGCAAGUAAGGUGUCCAGCUCGGGCGUGGAUGGGCAGCUGGUCAUCUGGACUGUGGAGCAGGGCGGCGUCAACAUCAAUGGCGGCAUGCGCAACCUCCAGAUCUAGUGUGUGACGUGUUAAUAUGUAUGUUAGAGUGUUGGCCUGGCCAGGUGCGCAGUAUUUGCCAAAAUGUUUUCCAAAAUCAAAUUUCUUAUCGUUUGUACCGUGUGAGAGCCGUUUUAUAUAAAUUAACUGAAGAGAUUUUUUUCUUUUCUCGUACUUCCUCAAUA